AAGCUUCAUCAACCAAAGAGCUUGUUGCCAUUGUAUCAUUGAUCGCCAUUGUCGUCGCAAAAAUGGCCGAGCACCCUUCAUUCACUCUCGCAGGUCUUUUGGCCGCUGGUGGUACAGCUGGCUACAUCCGAACUCGCUCAACACCUUCUCUCGUCGCUGGUCUCGGUCUCGGUGUCUCAUACGCAUAUGCCGGCUAUCUUCUCAAGAACAACAAGGACUACGGUUCCGAGCUUGCUCUCGCAAACAGUGUCCUGUUGACCGGCUCCGCUGUGCCUAGGAUCAUCAAGACUGGAGGUCGAGCUCCCGUGCCGCUUGUUCUCGGUGCUGUUGGUGGACUUGCGACGUAUUACUACCAGAAGAAGUUCCGCGAGUUUCGGUAUGGUGUAUGAGAGCGCCGCUCGUGAGAAAUGCGUUGGUCGAUCCAUUGGAGCAGUGACAAAAGAACAAUCUCUCAAUGUAAAAUACUGUACUAUAUAGACAAUAUCGCUCAGGGAGUUCGCAUACUUCUUCCGCCAUUCAAGGGAUCAUUCAACGUUGACAUAGAACAGAAUUAAACCGUGAUUCUCCAGAAAUGUGAUUUGGAGGAUUGUCAACAAGAGUCCUGCAGUACAUGCUACAACCUUCCGGAUGAAAGGAAUGUACGGUAAUUAAUAAGCUUGUAUCAUGGAAGUGAAUAUUGUAUAUCUUGUACCUGUAUCGGCUGCCUAAUGGUUG
Molecule: messenger RNA, 714 nt
Organism: Fusarium redolens
Lineage: Eukaryota; Fungi; Ascomycota; Sordariomycetes; Hypocreales; Nectriaceae
Product: transmembrane proteins 14C-domain-containing protein
Exons: 3
Coding region: 63-389 (108 amino acids)
Cellular component (GO): membrane
Source: RefSeq, a predicted model, not a curated record